AUGUCAUCAGCCGGAGGAGAGUCAGCCAGCUCGGAGCUCCAAGCAGGUGUCAAAACCAGCACUCUGAGACGGGAGUCCAGGAGGACUAAAGGUCAGGACCGCAGUGAGGCGGGGCUGAUUAAGCGUUUCCGUGGUGAUGGCGUGCGCUACAAGGCCAAGCUGAUUGGGAUUGAUGAGGUGACAGCGGCGCGCGGGGACAAGCUGUGCCAGGACUCCAUGAUGAAGCUCAAGGGGAUGGCUACGUCGGCACGCUCCAAAGGAGAGCACAAGCAGAGAGUCUUCCUCACCAUCUCCUUCGGGGGGAUCAAGAUUUACGACGAGAGAUCAGGGGUUCUGCUGCAUCACCACUCAGUGCAUGAGAUCUCCUAUAUCGCCAAGGAUACCCGGGACCACCGGGCCUUCGGCUACGUCUGCGGGAAGGAGGGACACCACCGGUUCGUGGCCAUCAAGUCCGGCCAGUCGGCAGAGCCCCUGAUCAUUGACUUGCGUGACCUCUUCACACUCAUCUACGACAUCAAGCAACGCGAGGAGAUGGAGAAGAAGGCCCAGAAGGACAAGCAGUGUGAGCAGGCCGUCUACCAGACCAUUCUGGAGGACGAGGUGGACGAUCCAGUUUACCAGAACAUCAACCACUUUGAUCUGUUCGGAGAUAUGUCCACUCCACCCUCGAUUCCCCCGUCCCCGGCCAACACUCUGGACACCAGCAGGAGCCACCGCCAGCCCCAGCAUCCCCCAGAGAUGUUCACCGGCCCCUUCAGCCCCACCUCUGUCCCCUCAGGGUACAUGACCAUGGGGCCAGUCCAGGCAGCCCAGUGGGCCCAGCAGGGACCCUUCGCUGGCCAGGCCCAGACCCUGGCCUUCGGGGUGCAAGGGCCCCUCCAGGUGACCCAGGUCCUCCCUGGGGGCCAGCCCGUCAUCUGGAGCCAGGCCAACAUCUUCCCUGCCACCCAGCAGCAGUGGGCGGCCAUGGCUGCCUACAUGCCCGCCCAGGCCGUGGGCGUGGGGGGCCACCACAUCCCCAUGAUGGUGCCCAUCACCACCGUAUGCCCCAGCCCCCAGGGGCCCUACGGUGACCUCUCCUCCACCCCCUCCUCGGCCAUCGCCAGCCCCCAGCAUCAGACGAUAGACCCCGUUCUGAUCCAGCAGCAGCAUAGCAUCGGUGGGGACUCUGACGCAGGCGAAGGCCCCUCUUCGCUGGGCCUUGUCAUGGUGGGCAGCAGGUGUGGCACACCCAGGCCGAUGAGCCCUACUUCAAUGGGUCUUGGUGCCGUGAGCAGGUGUGAGACGCCCGUUGGCCUUGUCAUGAUGGCGAGGUGUGAGACGCCCGGUCUAGUGAACGUGCCCCCUGACACCCUGGUCUGUAGCCAGCUGGGCCUGGGAUCAUCCUCUGCCGCAACCCAGGAAGAGGAAGGCAGCUGUAGUGACCUUGACCUCUCUCGGAUGACCUUGAGUCCAGGCACGUCCACCUCGCCCUCCACUGACUCAGCGUCCACCCCAGCCCCCCAACCUGGCUCGUCCUCAGACUCCGCCCCGUCCCAGACUAGUGAUCCCCCCACAGACCACUCCCCCAUCGAAAUAGAGGCCACACACCCCAGCACCAGGGAGGAUGACUCGGUCCCAGCCAGGCUUCAGCACCACCGCAGCCACACUGGAGACGGCGGGCUGGACCGGCUUACUUGA
Molecule: messenger RNA, 1680 nt
Organism: Salvelinus namaycush (lake trout)
Lineage: Eukaryota; Metazoa; Chordata; Actinopteri; Salmoniformes; Salmonidae
Product: disabled homolog 1-like
Exons: 10
Coding region: 1-1680 (559 amino acids)
Biological process (GO): lateral motor column neuron migration; ventral spinal cord development
Source: RefSeq, a predicted model, not a curated record